Molecule: messenger RNA, 1686 nt
Organism: Neospora caninum
Lineage: Eukaryota; Apicomplexa; Conoidasida; Eucoccidiorida; Sarcocystidae
Product: ATP synthase subunit beta, related
Exons: 4
Coding region: 1-1686 (561 amino acids)
Biological process (GO): proton motive force-driven mitochondrial ATP synthesis; proton transmembrane transport
Molecular function (GO): ATP binding; proton-transporting ATP synthase activity, rotational mechanism; ATP hydrolysis activity
Source: RefSeq, a predicted model, not a curated record
AUGGCGUCUCCUGCGCUCCAAACGUGGUGGCGCACCUUGGCCCGCCUGCCGGGCGUCCAGGCGCGCUCGAACCACUUCGGUCCCCGCGCUCUCGGUCACGGUGCCCGCAGCGUUUCCCCUGCGGCGAUGGCCUCGUCUGCCUCGCUGCUGAGCCCUCGAUCCUCUUGCCUCCGUUUCCUCUCCUCUGCUGCCCCGAGCGCAAAGAAGCCGGCCAGCGCGGGCACGACCCCGCCGGCGGGCACAAACCUUGGGCGCAUCACCCAAGUCAUUGGAGCCGUCGUCGACGUCCACUUUGACGAGCAGUUGCCUCCGAUUCUGAACAGCUUGGAAGUCCAGGGGCACUCAAACAGACUCGUCCUCGAGGUGGCUCAGCACUUAGGCGAAAACACCGUCAGGACGAUUGCCAUGGAUGCCACUGAGGGCCUUGUGCGCGGGCAGAAAGUCGUUGAUACUGGCGCCCCCAUUCAGGUGCCCGUUGGCGUUGAAACCCUCGGGCGCAUCAUGAACGUUAUUGGAGAGCCUGUGGACGAGUGCGGACCGGUGCCCGCGAAGAAGACUUACUCCAUUCACCGUGCCGCUCCGCUCUUUGCUGACCAAUCGACCGAGCCAGGCCUUCUGCAGACGGGCAUCAAAGUCGUGGAUCUCCUGGCCCCGUACGCAAAGGGCGGCAAGAUCGGUCUCUUUGGGGGCGCAGGAGUCGGAAAGACAGUGCUGAUUAUGGAGUUGAUUAACAACGUCGCGAACAAGCACGGCGGCUUUUCGGUGUUUGCUGGCGUCGGCGAGAGGACCCGCGAGGGGAACGAUCUGUACCACGAAAUGAUGACGACCGGGGUGAUUAAGAGGAAGAAGCUGGAAGACGGCAAGUUCGACUUCACUGGAUCCAAGGCGGCGCUGGUGUACGGACAGAUGAACGAACCGCCUGGGGCGCGCGCGCGUGUUGCGCUGACGGCGCUCUCGGUCGCCGAGUAUUUCCGCGACGAACAAGGCCAAGAUGUGUUGCUCUUCAUCGACAACAUCUACCGCUUCACUCAAGCGGGCUCGGAAGUGUCGGCGCUGCUCGGCCGCAUUCCCAGUGCCGUCGGCUAUCAGCCGACGCUGGCGACAGAUCUCGGCCAGCUGCAGGAGCGCAUCACCACGACGAAGAAGGGUUCGAUUACUUCCGUACAGGCCGUGUACGUGCCGGCAGAUGACUUGACGGAUCCUGCGCCCGCGACUACCUUCGCCCAUUUGGACGCCACGACUGUGCUGUCUCGACAGAUUGCGGAGCUGGGUAUUUACCCGGCCGUUGACCCUCUGGACUCCACCAGCCGCAUGCUGGCUCCGGAGAUUGUGGGCCAGGAGCACUACGACACGGCCCGCGCGACGCAGAAGCUGCUGCAGGACUACAAGUCUCUGCAAGACAUCAUCGCCAUUCUGGGUAUGGACGAGCUCAGCGAAGAGGACAAGCUGGUCGUCUCGCGAGCGCGAAAGAUCCAAAGGUUCCUCUCGCAACCCUUCACUGUGGCGGAAGUCUUCACCGGCAAACCCGGAAGAUUCGUCGAACUGCCCGAAACCAUCAAGAGUGCACAGACGAUCCUCCGUGGCGAAUGCGACGACUUGCCUGAAAUGGCCUUUUACAUGUGCGGUGGCCUCGAGGAAGUGCGGUCGAAGGCUGUGAAGAUGGCCCAAGAAGCGGCCGGAAAGUAA